Messenger RNA from Trifolium pratense (red clover), 3816 nucleotides. RefSeq lists its product as uncharacterized. The transcript is spliced from 2 exons. NCBI's taxonomy places the organism in Eukaryota, Viridiplantae, Streptophyta, Magnoliopsida, Fabales, Fabaceae. The record is from RefSeq and is a predicted model, not a curated record. The coding region runs from base 1075 to 2970 and encodes 631 amino acids.
UUUAUGAAGAAUUUGACAUAUCCAAGAGUUUGAAGACAAAAGACCAAAAGACCAAAAGAACAAAAGUACUUUAAAAAAAUAAUGAAGUUUUGAUGAAACAUCUUCUGUUUUUCUCGCGUCGCUGCACUUAUUUCUUCAUGGCGCGAUUCUACAAUUAGACCGACACGUGACGUCAGCAAAGCAUAAGCAAAGUGAUACAAUCCAAUAUUUUAAUGACGUGUCAAUUAAACCAAGUUAGUGGGAUGCGAUGUGUCACGUGAGGGAGGGGAUUUGGCUUUUCUUAUGCAUAUAUAAAGGUAGCAGCUAUAUUGAUCAGGAUUAUCACUUUGCAGAGAGAGAAAGUUACGAUCUAGCAAAAGGAGAAAUACAAAUUGAGGGUUUCGCCAUCGUGGUUUACAUCGGUUAUUUGCAACAGAGCUUCUUUUUUAUUCUGAAAUCGAGAAGACUGCAAAGGCGAACAGGAAAGCAGUACGGUUAGCACGGUUAGCUGAGCAACAGCUGGCUGAAGUAUCUAAAGGAAUUCCUCCAGACACAGGUUCUCAGUUUGAAGAAGAAGGCACGAUGGCCGAUGACCCACCACCGCCGCCUAGGCGUACCAUGGGAGACUAUUGUCGCAGAACAGAUGCAGGACAAAUUUCUAUGGGGUUUCAACCGGCGAAUCCUAUGACAUUUGACAUCAAGAAUAUAGUUCUCACCAGGCUAAGGGAUAAACAAUUUGAUGGAAGUGCAAUCAGAGAUCCAUGGGAGCAUCUGGAACGCUUUUAUGAGACAUGUACUAUGUGUCGCCCUGAAGGUUACACUGAUAGUCAAAUUAAACUCAGGUUGUUUGGGUUUACUUUGAUGGGAAGAGCAAAAGACUGGUUGCAGUGUAUUCCGAGUGGUACCAUAAACACUUGGAAAGAGCUCGAAGAUAAAUUUUUGGAGCGUUAUUUUACUAAUGAUAUGUUUCUGGCAAGAAGGGCUGAUAUUACUGAUUUUGAACAGGGCGAGUCAGAGUCUCUAUAUGAAGCCUACGAGCAUUUCAAAUUGUUACUGAGGAAAUGUCCGAAUCACUCUUUGGACAACAUGGAAUAAAUGCAGAUAUUUAUCAGAGGUCUGAGAAUGCAAUCCAGAAUGCUUAUAGAUGCCUCAGGUGGAGGUACAAUUAGAAAUAAUAAUGAGGAUGAAGUCAGACAACUGGUGGAGAACAUGUGCAUGAAUGAGUAUCGUUCCAAAAGCGACAGGAAGAGAGGUGUGAUAGCAGUUGACACAAACACAGCUCUACUAGCCCAGAUCGAGAUAUUAAACAAAAAGUUAGUUGCAAAGUCUUUAGCAGAGGCGAAUGCUAGUCAGGUUCAAGAAGUCAAAUGUGAUUUUUGCCACGGGCCACACACUAAUGGAAUGUGUUCACCUGAAGCUGAAGAAGUUAAUUAUGCCGGAGGAUAUCAGAAAAAUAACCCUUAUUCCAACACAUAUAACCCAGGUUGGAAAGAUCACCCUGAUCUGCAGUGGGGUAAUCAAGGUAAUUUUUCUCAAGGGAACUCUCAAAAUCCACCAUCUAGAAAAUCAUCUCCCUUGGAAGAAACAAUUAAUAAGUUCAUGCAGAUUACUCAGAGUAACUUCGAAGCGAUGAGAGCCAGUCAAGAAACAUCCAACAGAAAUCAUGAAGCUUCCAUCCGAAAUCUUGAAACACAAAUUGGGCAAAUAUCAAAACAGGUGGCUGCUCAGUCUAAUGAGGGUUUUGCUGGAAACAUGUUGGACAAUCCAAGGAAUGAGAGUUGUAAUGCCAUUGGGUUGAGAAGUAGAGUGGUACCAUCGGUAAUAAGUAAAAAGAGUGAGAAAAGAAAAGAGUCUGAAGUAGAGAAAAAGAGUGAAACUGAGGGAGAAGUAGAAAAUGAGUGGUUGAUUGUAAAUGAUGGAGAAGUAGAAAAGGAGGGUGGAGUCGAAAAAAAUGAGAGACUAGAGGAAGAAAAAAGUGAGAAUGGGAAUAAGGGAAACACUGAGGGAGAAGUCAAAAAGAUAGAAAAAUUAAUUGAUGUAGAUUCGAUGCUUAGAAAAACCAAAGCCCAGCUUCUCAAGGAACAUGGGAAAAAGCAGGUAAUUCCUUCUUAUGUGAAGCUUCCAUAUCCUCACCUUAAGAAAAAGAAAGAAAAAGAAGAAGGGCAAUUCAAAAGGUUUGUAGAGGUGUUAAAAAAUUUGCAAAUUAAUGUUCCCUUCAGUGAAGCUUUGGAGCAGAUGCCGAUAUAUGCCAAGUUUAUGAAAGAUCUCUUGUCAGGUAAGAGGAAGCUUAGGGAUGAAGAGAAUGUUGCCUUGUCUGAGGAGUGUAGUGCAAUUUUGCAAAGGAAGCUUCCCCCGAAGUUGAAAGACCCUGGGAGUUUCACUAUUCCGUGUUCAAUUGGUAAGGUAAAAGUUGAAAGAGCUCUUUGUGAUUUAGGAGCUAGUAUUAAUUUGAUGCCGCUAUCCAUGGUAAGGAAGCUUGAUUGUGGGGAACCUAAGCCAACAAAAAUGACUCUGACAUUGACUGAUCGCUCCAUCACGUAUCCCUACGGAGUUCUUGAAGACGUGUUGGUGAAAGUUAAUGAUUUAUUUUUUCCAGCCGAUUUUGUUAUACUUGAUAUGAAUGAAGACUCAGAAAUCCCCUUAUUGUUGGGAAGACCAUUCUUGGCUACCGGUAGAGCGCUGAUAGAUGUGGAGUUAGGUGAGCUAAUGUUGAGGUUUCAAAAUGAACAAGUGACUUUUAAUGUAUUUGAGGCUAUGCGUCAUCAGAAUGAAAACCCUCAAUGUUACCGGGUUGGUAUAGUUGAAGAGUUAGAGGAGGAAAUUGCUCAAGAUGAGCCACCAAUUAGAUCAAUCGAGCAAGUUAAUGUUCUUGUUAAAGAAAACAAAAAGAAGGGAGGAAGCAUGAAACAAGUGAAAGCUCCUUUGAAAACUCCAAAAACACCUCUAAAAAAGAAAAGAAAAAAAAUGGAGGAACAAGUGGGAGAGGUUUAGGAAGCUGGCACUUGAAAAUUUGGUCUUUGUUUCUAAAAAGGAUGAUAUAUGCCCCAAGAAGGAAGAAACCAAGGUUGGAAUAACUAUCAAGUAUCCACCCUAACAUUGGUGGGUAGAUCGUCAAGCUCGGGACGUUAAACACGCGCUUGAUGGGAGGCAACCCAUCUGAUAUAUUUUAUUUCAGUCUUUAUUUUUAGUCAAAAAAAAAAAGGAAAAAGAAAAAAGAACAAAAAAAGAGAGACUAUCAAUGAUGUCAUCUGCUGACAAUCUCUUGUGUUUCAUCUUUAUGUUGUCUUGUUUAUUUUCAAGUUUAAUGUUUUAUGUCUUUUCAGAAUUGUCAGUGUGUUAAUACCUGAAUUUGCAUGAUGAAAAUCUCUUAAACUUGCACAUAAAAGAAUAAUUGCAGUGUGAUUGCUCAUGAAGUGCAAUGGUUCAAGAGACAAAGAGACGAAUUGGAAAGAUGGAGUUUUGCACAGUGUACUAGUUCAACUUUCAGAUACCCCUGCUGGUGAGCAUGUUGAGCCAAAUAAAGUCCAUGGUAUACCCUUUUCUUUCACAUCUUAUGAGUGUAUCCAUGCUUUGUAUAUUUUCUAGAACUUGCGACUAUUCUCUACUGUUGAUUGGUUUUACAUUUUCACACAUAGAGGCACAUUUGUUUGGUACUCUGAGCCUUUUCAAGCUACCUUGUUAUUAUAUAUCUGUUGCUAAACCACUUUGAGCCUAAAAUAUUCCCCUUUUCUUUCGGUGACUAACCUAGUUAUAAGCCGUUUAGACCUGAAAUUUUUUAUCUUUUUGCCCUCCUUGGAGUUAGGUAUAAGUUUUAAAUUUUCUUGUCAUGACAUCAUU